AAGCCUUAGCCAAGAUGAACAGUAAGAAAAUGAAGCCGAGUAGCGAACCAGACAGAAUAUCGACCCUGCCGCAUGCAGUUCUUGUGCUAAUCAUCUCUUUCUUGCCCUUCAAGGAUUGUAUCGCUACAAGCAUUCUGUCCGAGCGGUGGAGGUAUCUCUACCUUCAUACAAUGAAUGUUGCUUUCAAGGAAUCCGAGUUUCUGAACGGUAUGUACUCCGACAGAGCCGCUAGGGUUUCGUUUGCUAGCUACAUGUCUGAAUUUGUGUCAAGAUUUGAAGGUGAAAUCAUCAACACUUUUGAGAUCCAUCUCUGCAAUCCGGUGGGGUUAGUGGCAUGUAUCCAACAUCUGAUCAGAUUCGCAGCCUCCAAACAAGUGAAGAAGUUAGUUCUUGACUUCUCAGAUCCUUCUUGGAGAUCUACUGAUGUUGCAUCGGAGCUUGACGUUGCUAUUAAGUUGCCCGCAUGUGUCUACCGCCUCAAAACCCUUGAAUCAUUGUAUAUCUACGGAUGCGCGUUUGACCCCUCCAGAUUCACAAACCCGGAACGUCUGAGAAGACUCUACAUUGGUUGGAUCAGUCUCCAGAAGCUGGAAUCUUUGCUAUCAAAGUGUCGUCUGCUCAAGACUCUAAGCAUCAGAUACUGUUGGGACCUUGACAUCGAGACGUUAGCCGGGCGAAUUGAGGAACUGGUUAUCGAGUACUGCGACUUCCCUCGCAUGGCUUGUUCCUUUGUCCUGCCUAUCUUAGACAUCUUCAAGUACUCGGGAUAUAUUAUGUGCCUCGAUUUCGAGAGAGUGAAUAAGAUGGUUCAUGAUGUAGAGUUUGAUUUUGGUGUAGAGCCUGAGUACGAUGAGCCGGACGCAGCAACCAAAGCGCAAGGAGAAAUUGUUGCUAAACUUCUUAGUGAUUUUCGAUCUGCUACGAUCAUAACGGUCUGCCCUUAUACCCUUCAGGUGAUUCAAGAUAAUCCUGAAUUUAUGCUUCGUGGUGUGGAAGUAGAACAUUUGGUGCUGAAAACGAAGCUGCAUCCUAAGGAGUUGAUGGUAUGGUCUCUUUUAAGGGAUUUGUCAUAUCGUGGCAUUGAUCCACGAACACAUUGGCAUCAAAACAUUUCAUACAGAUGUUUGAAUAGGACUGUCACGACCGUGCAGUUGCUGAACUUUACUGGUGGCUUUCACCAGAUGGAGGUGUUGAGCUAUUUGGUUAAGACCAGACCCUGGCGCGUGCAUGUGAUUACAGCAGUUGAUCUUUGCGUGGCGAAGGGGUUGAGGGAAGAUCAAAUGAGGGUGGCUCGUGCGGGAGCCGCGAUGUUGCGGAGAAUAAAUAAACAGGUAGUGGUAGAGGUGCACAACGAUUGUGAUUGUCUAAGUGUCUUCAAUGGUGGGUUUCGUCCCAUU
Molecule: messenger RNA, 1397 nt
Organism: Thlaspi arvense
Lineage: Eukaryota; Viridiplantae; Streptophyta; Magnoliopsida; Brassicales; Brassicaceae
Source: the annotation of a GenBank genome assembly